Colossoma macropomum (tambaqui) is the source of this 3007-nucleotide messenger RNA. It is a transcript of the gene atcayb, whose product is annotated as ATCAY kinesin light chain interacting caytaxin b. NCBI's taxonomy places the organism in Eukaryota, Metazoa, Chordata, Actinopteri, Characiformes, Serrasalmidae. Gene Ontology annotation, biological process: apoptotic process. Gene Ontology annotation, cellular component: cytoplasm. The coding region runs from base 1398 to 2465 and encodes 355 amino acids. The record is from RefSeq and is a predicted model, not a curated record. The transcript is spliced from 14 exons.
UGACUGCAUGGGCACAAAUUCCCACAGACACACUUCAAAAUCAUGUGGAAAGCCUUCCCAGAAGUCUGGUGGAGGCUGGUAUAGGUGCAAGGGGGGCAACACCAUUUUACCGCCCAUGGUUUUGGAGUAGGACCAACAGGGUCACAUUGGUGUGAUGGUCUAGUGUCCAGAUACAUUGGGCCUUAGUGUUGUUUAGCAGUUUAAUACAGUACAAUUAUAGAUAUAGGGCAUUCUAAGCAACAUUACACUAUUUAUCAGUAAACUCUGGUGAAUGCACAUUAAUACAGUCUAGGUUUGAAGGAUUAUAUGCAAUGCCACGUGUGCUGAACUGAGGCUGCGGGCUACAGUGUGAAAGUCCCACAAGAAUUAACCGAUGACAUCAUUGCACAGAAUGUGGGGACACAACAGAAUUUCUCAUCCAAUAGUAGAGCAAGAGAGAAUGGAACCUGGCCAAUCACAGAGCUUCUAGAGACAGAGGGAUGAGUCUCUGUUGACUGACACAGUCAAGCAGCUCUGAGAGAGGGAGGCAGCUGGAGCGAGAGAGGGAGAGAGAGAAAGAGAGAGAGAGGGGAAAGGGAAAGGGUGGGAGGGAGGAGCUAGAGAGCAAGGAAAGGGGGGGGAUGAGAAAAGGGAGGGGCUUCCUAAAGACAGCUUGUGUGAAAGUAAGAGAGAGCGAGAGACAAAGGAGAGAGAGAGAGAGAGAGAGUGAUGUUGUUGCUAGGGAACAGUGAAAAUGAGCGGUCGUCCAUCUUUGCCAGCCUGUAUCGGAGCAGAAACAGGGACAUAGGCAGGAUGGUCUUCUUUUAGACAGGUGGAAUAGCGUCCAUAUUAAAAAGAAAGGGCUUUUUCAUUAUGUAUUGAAAGAGAAAAGCAGACGGCAGAGGGAGGUGGCUGAGCCCCCAAGGUGAGAUUACGUAAUCAUCCCAGCACUGUUUGCUGCUUGGUGGCCGUCGCUGGAGAGGGAUUAUGAUCGUAUCCUGGCUGGAGCAGCGGCUAUUCUGAACAUAAAAGUGAGAAUAUCCCUAAGCCCCUGUGGAGAUGAGCCAAAUCCAGCAGUGGAACAUCCACCCAGGCAGUAGCAAGCACUGGAGGCAAAGGCAGCCUGGGUUUACCUCUUCUAGCCCAAGGGAAAGGAGCCACUACUUGUGAGUGCCAGCCACCAGCUGUCUUUUCCUGGCCAGAGAAUCAGAGAGAGAGGAGGAAAAAGGAAGAGAGACAUAGUGUUGGUGACUUCCUCUUCCUACAGUGGAACAUUAUGGAUUUAAGAGGAUGCCGGCUGACAAAGGAGCAAGCCCAAACCUGAGCGAGUGAGCGGAGAGAAAACAGCAGGAUAACAUAGCUCACGUAGAGACACUACUUAUUCUGCGUGCGGCCUGGCUGAGCCUCCAGACAGGGGAAUGGGCACGACAGAGGCCACUCUCCGCAUGGAAAACCUGGAGGUGAAGGAUGAGUGGCAGGAUGAAGACUUCCCUCGGCCUCUGCCAGAGGAUGGAGACUUAGACGGCCUUACUGACAACAGAACUUCACCUCCUGGCUCCCUGCAUGGAGGCCAUGGAGGCUCAGCAGCACAAAGGAAGCGCCGGACGCUGGUCGCCCCAGACAUUAACCUGUCUCUGGACCAGAGUGAAGGGUCCAUCCUCUCAGAUGACUUCCUGGACACACCUGACGACCUGGACAUCAACGUAGAUGACAUUGACACACCAGACGAAACUGAUUCGCUGGAGUUCAUCACCAAUGGCAACGAGCUGGAGUGGGAAGAUGACACCCCGGUGGCGUGUGCUAAAGGAGGCCCGAGUGAUGGUUCAGGACAAGGGGGCGAGGAGGGAGAGGGGUCAGGACGUCUGUGGAGGACUGUGAUCAUCGGGGAUAAGGAGCACCGGAUAGACAUGCAGGUCAUCAGGCCCUAUCUGCGAGUGGUCACUCAUGGAGGUUAUUAUGGAGAAGGCCUGAAUGCCAUCAUCGUGUUUGCGGCCUGCUACCUCCCCGACAGCGGCUGCACAGACUACCAUUACAUCAUGGAGAAUCUCUUCUUGUAUGUCAUUAGCAGUUUGGAGUUGCUAGUAGCUGAAGACUACAUGAUCAUCUACCUGAAUGGAGCCACUCCGCGCAGGAGAAUGCCCGGCAUCAGCUGGCUCAAGAGAUGCUACCAGAUGAUCGAUAGAAGGUUAAGGAAGAACCUCAAAUGCCUGAUCAUUGCGCACCCAUCCUGGUUCAUUCGGACUGUUCUGGCCAUUUCUCGGCCUUUCAUCAGUGUGAAGUUCCUGGAUAAGAUCCGCUAUGUGCAGAGUCUGGAGGAGCUGGCUCAGAUUGUCCCCAUGGAGCAUGUGCAGAUUCCAGAGUGUGUGCUGCAGUACGAUGAGGAGCGCCUCAAGACCCAGACAGAAAGGCUUGAACAAGACCAGAAACAAACAGACAAAUCAGUCCCAGAAAGGCCUGUGUCCGUGGCUGCGGAGGCUUAUCCAUGAGUGCUGUUGACUGCUUAAACGAAGGAUCAUUUAUGAAAGCAAAGAUGCCAAGAACUACUAAUUCCUCAUCUUCGUCAUGUUCCUACAAUCCAGCAAUUCAUCUUCAUCCUUUUGUCUGAAGAGGAGUUUGUUAAAUCAGCUCCAGAUAUGUCAUGUUUUUGACCUGAACAGUGGGGCACAGCUGUUCAAAUGGAAAAUGGAAAAAAGAGAUGUGUCUGAAAACAAAGCAGACUCUAUUGUGCAAUAGUUAUUUUCUUUCUCUUGAACUGCAACACCUGUGAAAACUCAAGCAGCCUGUGUAAAGAAAAAGUGACUCUUUGGAACAAUUCUUCAGGUUCUUGUUGUACAGAACUCAUGUGAAGCCUGCAAUAGAUACACAACCAGCCCUCCAGUGGAACAUCCAGCCUCGUCUCUAGCCAACCUCUACCAGAGCGCAUGGAGAAUCUCUGUUUUGAUAUAAUGUUGCAACUUCUUGAACUGUUACGUAUAAACAAUGUGACACAUUUUGGUUCUCUUUCAAUAGAAGGAACUAUUUGUCGCUG